AUGGCCCGUGGUCCAACAGACCUGCCUGCUAGGUGUAAAAUGACCGAACCCAGUGGGUGUUGGGGAGAAAAAAAUGCUUAAAGUUGAAUACUUCAUCAUACAGUUUUGUCAUUUCAGCUUUAACACGUCAGCUGCAAUAACUGUGGUGGUUUGCUCUGUGUUUGUGUAACUUGUCUUUCAGCAAAAUGCAAUUUUCGUAACCUCAUUGCUGCCUCCGCUCGUUCACAGUGGAAUCCAGUGCUUGCAGGUCAGGCUGAUGUAGCAGCUCAGUGGAUCUCCUCUGUAUUUUCUGUUCCUUGCAAACACAGUGCCUGAUUGUAGCCACUUAGAGUGCCUUAAAAGUCAGUGGGAACUCUGCUGUGACUUAAGAGGUUUAAUUGCAAACUCUUGCAUGCUCUAUUUAUUGUCAUGUAAAUCUCAUCUAAUAAGCAAGCUAAGCAACCUCUUUUGUUCAUUUCUAUUCAUCUGCAGGCUGAAUUAGUGUUCCUUAUACUUACUGAUAGUUUUAUGUGUGUUUGCAUCUCUAUCAGUACCUCUGUUGGUAUAGCAGUAAACAAAAUAGGGAAGUUGGAAUAGUCAAAGUGAAGUUGGAUACAGUCACAGUUCAUACUUGUUUUUAAUCUUGGCACAUGAGCCUGCUAAGUGUAAUUGGCCUUACAGAGAAAAGGGGAAACCAACUGUGCUGUAGUGGAUGCAGGUUUCCAAUAUCUGCUUUGGGAUUUGGAGCCCUGUUUUGAUCAGUGAAGAUCAUCAGUUUGCUCUUGUGAUGAGAUUCUUUAAUGAAAGAACAACCCAAUUGUAUAAUUUGUAGGAAAAUGAAUACAAUGAUACCUGUUAGGCCUGUAGUCUUAGUCUUGUUGACUUAUGACUGCUCACGUUUACUCAGCGAGAGGAGGAGUGGAUUCACACCUACAAGAAGAAACAAACAGGCCAACAACAAACAAGGGCUUCGUGUUGGAGGAAAGCUGAAACCAAAGAGUACAUCAGCCACCAGCCUCUGUCUCACUCCCUCUUUUGCUUUGUUUCCCCAUCCCCUUUUUUAACGUGGAAUGAAUUUGGGGAUUGACGGAUGUUAAAGAAUUGCACUUCUUUGAGCAGCAGCCUUCCAGACAAGGCCUGAACCAUGAAUGCAUGCCUCUGAGAAGCCUUGCAUUGCUAUACAUUGAAUUGCAAGAACAAAAUGGUGCAGUGUUCAUAGCCAGUAAAGCUGGGGUCUGCCUAAGGGCAGAACUCAUGAUGUCAGUGAACAGCUUCGGUUGUUAGCGGGCAGUGUUUGCCUGCCUGCAGGUGACUGCUAUGCACGCUUCUGCAUGCUCACAGCUUUGCAUGUUUCAAAAGAUGUUUGCAGAGCAGCUCUGUGUAUUUUCCAGGUCAGUUAUUUCACCAACUGAAAGAAAACAGGGUUCCAGGACUCUCCUCUCAAAAGUACCAAAUUCCGAAGGAGGUUACUACGAAGAGGGAAGUCGGAGUUUUCCAAAUGCUCCCUGAGAUGGAGAGCAGCUCCUCACUGGUGAUGUUUGUCCUACUAAUGUGCUCCAUCAGCAGCAGCUAUCCAUAUUCGUAUCCAGUGUUCAUGAGGAAAGAUGCAGCGCAUGAGGUGCUGAGGGUCCAUAAACGUGCCAACUACUUUCUAGAAGAGAUCCGCCUGGGGAACUUGGAGAGGGAAUGCAACGAGGAGAAGUGCUCGUUUGAGGAGGCGAAGGAGAUCUUCCAUUCACAGGAGAAAACGAUGGAGUUUUGGUUCAAUUACAAAGGUUUAAAUCCCUGCACUACAAACCCGUGUAAGAAUGGUGGAGUUUGCAAAAUAAGACACUACAAUUACUUUUGCAUCUGCCCCCCGAAAUUUGGAGGAGACAACUGUGAAAAAGAGAAGUUGGAGUGCUGGUACAAGAACGGCGGCUGCUGGCAGUACUGCUGGGACAGAGGCUCCUUCCAGGUGCAGUGCUCCUGUGCCAAGGACUACACCCUGCACAAGGACGGGAAGAAGUGCGUGCAAGCAGCCCCGUUUCCAUGUGGCCUGAUUAGAUCCCGGCGUGCCUCGGAGGAAGCACGGCACAAGGUGGCCACGUGGAACAUGAGCACAGCCCAUGCAGUUAAACAGGCCAAGGUGAAGCAAAGUGCUGCUGGGGAAAAGGAAGAUUUAAAGGAUGCAUCUGGGCAAAGCACAGCCAUGGAGGACGAUGGUGGGGACCCCAAUCAGCAGCACACAGAGGGAGCGGCCUGGCAGAAUGAGACAACAGCAGCUGCCAUGCAGGAGGACAUGGGGGAGAACACUUCUGAGCAGAGCACCGGGCAGAACAAAACAGGGGCAGUUGAGCACCUGCGUGGUGCUCUCAAUGAGAGUGACAGUGCAGAUGUUCCAGCCACACCUCAGCACCCCCAGAGAAACGCCAGCGCUCCCGCAGGGCACAGCGACACCAGGAUCAGCGGAGGAACUCUGUGCCACCGGGGACAGUGCCCCUGGCAGGUUUUGAUCCGUGACAGCAGAGAUGUUGGUUUCUGUGGAGGGAGUUUGAUCAACAGUCGCUGGGUGAUCACAGCUGCUCACUGCCUCGAUCUUGUCAGACCUCACCACGUUACCAUAGGUGACUUUGACAAGUAUCGAAGAGAACUGAAGGAGCAGAAGAUAGGCGUGGAACGGAUCUGGACGCAUCCACACUACGAUUCCAACAACUACAAUGGGGACAUUGCCUUGCUGUACUUGAGCAGUGAGGUGGUUUUUAACGAGUAUGCCAUUCCCAUCUGCCUGCCCAGCCCCAACCUGGCAGCCCUGCUGGCAGAGGAAGGACGAGUGGGGAUGGUCAGUGGAUGGGGUGCCACCCACAGCCGGGGCUCCACGCUGCACUUCCUCAUGCGGGUGCAGCUGCCCAUAGUGAGCAUGGACACGUGCCAGCAGUCCACAAGGAGACUGGUCACAGACAACAUGUUCUGUGCUGGAUAUGGCACUGGAGCUGCGGAUGCGUGCAAAGGUGACAGCGGAGGCCCUUUUGCAGUGUCUUACCAAAACACCUGGUUCCUGCUUGGCAUUGUAAGCUGGGGUGAUGGCUGUGCCGAAAGAGGAAAAUACGGUGUGUACACAAGAGUGUCCAAUUACAUCCCCUGGAUUAAAGAGACUGUUGAAAGCGUGGCAGAUUCAGAAAAGUUUUCCAUUAACUUUUCUUAAGAGCGACCUUAAAAAUAGGGACAAUUCUUUUAUUACAGCUUUUCCUUUCCUGUCUCUGAUGCUGAAAGUCAGGCUUGUCUGUAAAGGAAUGCUGAAUCUCAAUUUACCAUAAUUUGUUAAAUCGCUCAGUAGAUAUUAUUAAGCAAAAAACAUAUAUAAUAAAGAACUACUCCCGCAACAACGAAGGUGACAACUCAGCUUCUUUCUGAAGAUAGCAGUAGAAAGGUCAGUUUGGGUGGCUAUUUUUUCUUGCCUCUCACGCCUAUGCUCACAUCACAGUGGGCCUGCAGGGGCUGAUCACUCCGAAAAGGAAGCACUUGGCAGGCGGUGCUGUCUGCUCUUUGGCUGUGAAGCAGCAUGCUGGUACAGUGGUCACGUAUUGAGGAAGUUCUGUAGUGUCUGCCUGUUGCUUCAAGUACAAUUCAAUCCACUGAUAUGCAAAUGCUUUGCGAUACAAGAAGUUGCUGAGUAAAAUCUAGCAGAAGCAAGCUGUACUGGCUGCACUGCCCGGGAGAGAGACUAUACAAGAGGAGCUACAGAACACAGACCUGCAGCACAUAAUAAAGGGCCAAUUUUUACACCUUUUUCCUGAAGGAAAAACAUAUGCUUUUUAAUUUUCAAGACUCCCGCACUGCCUCACAGAUAUCAUUUCUCUCUCCCAGUGCUUGCUGAAAAGCAGCAUACACACAGGAGCACUUUCUUCUGCUGCAGUUAAUGGGUGGUCUUUUUUACCCAUCUCCAAAGAUGUUCUCACUUUGUCCCCUCUCCUACAAUUCACCAGUAUGCUCCCAUAAAAAACAAGUCUCACUCAUUAUUAGUUCUUCUCUUCAACUUCGUGGACCACCAGGGGUCUGUAGUUAACAAAACUCUUAAGAUAAAUACCCCCCGGUGCCUCAUGUGCGCAAUACCAUAACUACCAUAAAAAAAAAAAGGUUUGGGGACUGCGGGGGGAGGGCUGGGAAAGCCAUCCUAACCCCAGACCUUCACCUGCCAAUAUGGCAAUAAGGAAUCCAGCCUGUCAGUCAAUUCUUAAUUAAAAAGAACAUAAAAACCUUGGAACACUUAGCAGGCUAAAAAGUGACACAUACCUGAGCUCAGUUACCUAAAUAAGAUUACUUAUUUGCUCUUACCAAGCAUACAAGUGGGAUUCCUUCAGCAGCCUCCAGUGCAAGCAUCCUUCACUGUUUGCUCAAAGGUCACAUUCCCCUUCAGGCUAACAAGGGCAGAUCUCAAAUGCAAGCAUCAUCUUCUUACAUUCUUCUUUGUUAUUGUUUCCAGCUGACUCUGAGUGCCUUCUGGGUCAGUGCACACCGAAACCCCACCUCAAACCCAGCAGCCAAGCUCCACCCAGGCAGUCUAAGUGCAGAGCACACAGUGCCCAGUCACCUGUCAGUCCUCCUCAGCAGCCUCAUUAACCUUCACUCAAAAGUCUGGCUUACUGUAAAAAUGAUCUACACUAUUGUGCUUCACAGGAAAGCCCUUCAGCUGCAGCCACCUGAUCUCCAGCAGCAGUCACCACUGAAGGCUGUGCUCAUGGCACAACAGAUCAAUAACAGCAUCACCUUACUCACUGCAAGCACUUCAGCUGGAAGCUGUUGGGUUUUUAGUAGUCUCUGUUGGUCCUCUCUUGAGCUCUGCACCACACAUUCGUAACAAAUGAAGUCCUUCAAGUGGAAGAUGGCCAGUAUUUCUGUUGUGCAGAUCUCCAAAGACAGGAAGAGUGAUUAAUAUUUAAAAAGCACUGAACACAUAAG
Messenger RNA from Gallus gallus (chicken), 4917 nucleotides. RefSeq names its product coagulation factor IX-like. The transcript has 9 exons. The coding region runs from base 1478 to 3163 and encodes 561 amino acids. Gene Ontology annotation, cellular component: extracellular region. Gene Ontology annotation, biological process: proteolysis. Gene Ontology annotation, molecular function: serine-type endopeptidase activity; calcium ion binding. The record is from RefSeq and is a predicted model, not a curated record. NCBI's taxonomy places the organism in Eukaryota, Metazoa, Chordata, Aves, Galliformes, Phasianidae.